Messenger RNA from Rhizoctonia solani, 879 nucleotides. Its product is annotated as kinase domain protein. The record is from RefSeq and is a predicted model, not a curated record. NCBI's taxonomy places the organism in Eukaryota, Fungi, Basidiomycota, Agaricomycetes, Cantharellales, Ceratobasidiaceae. Gene Ontology annotation, molecular function: cyclin binding; cyclin-dependent protein serine/threonine kinase activity; ATP binding. Bases 1 to 879 code for a protein of 292 amino acids. The transcript has 7 exons. Gene Ontology annotation, biological process: signal transduction; protein phosphorylation; regulation of G2/M transition of mitotic cell cycle. Gene Ontology annotation, cellular component: nucleus; cyclin-dependent protein kinase holoenzyme complex; cytoplasm.
AUGCAAAGAUUUGCGGUAGACACGAGACGUCCUAUCGGACACGGUUCGUUCGGGCAAGUAUUUCAAGGUAUACAAAGGAAAAACAACCAACUUGUCGCGGUCAAGCAAGUCAAAUUCAAUAUGUUUGCCGAGGGAAUUCCUGGAUUGGGGUUGCGGGAGAUUAGUAAUUUAGGAAUCGUUACGCAUAAGCACAUUGCAAAGUACUCUCACUUGAUUGAGCGAUCGGAUACAAGUACUGAUUUCAAGGAUGGCAGACUUAUCUAUGCUGACGUCUCACCCAAGGGGAGUGUAUAUAUCGUUAUGGAGUACGUAGAUAUGGAUUUACAUCGAUACAUCAAGGUUGUCAAAAAUAAUAACGAUGGUGCCGCAUUACCAGAACCGCUUAUCCAGCGCCUUGGUCGGCACCUCUUCAAAGGGCUCGCACACCUGCACAUGCGUCGUAUAAUCCACCGUGACAUAAAACCAGGCAACAUUCUGAUCGACUCGAACCAAUGCUUGAAGAUUGCGGAUUUUGGGUUGAGUAGAAUUCAUUCUGUGCCAUGUGUGCCCAUGUCGUUCGAGGCGACGACUCUCGCAUACCGUGCUCCUGACAUUAUUCUUGGAGAACGUGUAUAUACGGCUGCCUUUGAUAUGUGGAGUGCGGGGUGUGUGGUCGCGGAAAUGGCCCGUGCGGGAGAUACACUAUUUAGGUGUCGCUCGUUGAAUCUUGACCAGCAGCUGGAAGAGAUCUUCAAAAACUUGGGUACACCCGACGAAGAGAUUUGGCCGGGAGUUAGCAAGCUGCCUGGAUGGAAGGAGUUUGAGCAUUGGGAACCUAAGAAAGCGGCAGACCUAUUUCCGGGAUUGUCAGUCAACGGGAUGGAUUUGAUACUGGCAUGA